GCCUCAACACCUGCUUCCGAAUCAAGUCGAAACGCUUGUGCAACUCAACCUAUUGACAAUUCAUCCGAUAAAUGUUCCACUGCUAUCCCACCUCCACCUCCACCUCCGGUUAAUAAAGAUCCUUUUGCCACUUUACAACAUUAUCUUCGUUUGAUUUCGGAAAACAGUGUUAUGGAAAACCCACUCAAAUCUUAUGAUAUCAAAAAAGUUAUUGAUGAAGGUUCAUCUGCAAAGGUUUUUACUGCUCACCCAUUGUCAAAUCCCAGUGAAGAAUGUGCCAUCAAAGUCGUCCCACUCUCAUACUCUUUGGAAUUCAUCUUUAAUGAAAUUUAUGUUCUUAAGAAUCUCAAACAUAAAAACAUCGUUGAUUUCAAAGAAAGUUUCUUACGCUGGGAUGGUAAAACACGUGAAGUCUGGAUCGCUAUGGAAAAAUGUGCUCGUGGUGAUGUAACUAGUCGCGCCGGUAAAGUUAAUCAACGUGAAGCUGGACGUAUUGCUCGAGAUCUUUUGGGCGCUUUGAAACAUUUACAUUCUAACGGUGUCAUCCAUCGCGAUAUUAAACUUUCCAAUAUCUUGUCUACUGCAAAUAAUGAAAUUAAAUUGGCUGAUUUCGGUAUUUCAUCUUUGACUCCAACCUCUACUACUGCAAUGGUCGGAACAAUCCCAUAUAUGGCCCCUGAUGUUGUUCUUGUUGGACCUGAUCGACCUUAUGAUACAAAAGUUGACAUCUGGUCUGUAGGUGUCUGUAUCUUAGAACUUUUGACUGGAAAGGCUGCUUGGGGCAGAUUCCGUGAUGAUGAAAUUAUGGAUAAAUUGCGCAGAGGUGAAAUGCCAUAUGGUUUUCAACGCCUUCGAAAGAAAGCAGAUAUUGGAUGGGAAGCCGUUGACUUCUUAGAAAAAUGUUUCAUUAAAACUCCUGAAAAUAGAUGGGACGCCGAGAAAUUGUUAGAGCACCCAUUCAUCACUGGCAGUCUCAAUUAAUCGAUUUUUAACUUUGAUUUAACCUCUUAAAAACCACCGUUUACAACUCAAUUUUUGACAACCGAUUUUUGAUAACCGAUUUUACUGACUACCGAUUUUUGUAUUUCAACUUUAUUCUCGUUUAUUUUUUUUAACCGAUUUACCGACUAACCCAUUUCGUUUGAUUUAUGGAAAAUCAAUUUGAUUAUUAUAUUUUUUAUUUUCAACACAACAAACAAAAAAAAAAAAAACAAAAAAAAAUUAAGUUAACUUAAAUCUUUUCAACCCUCUUACCCUAAAUUUUCUUAUGAACACCCGUUUAUUUCGCUUUUUCUCCAAUACUUGCUUCAUCUUAUAUUAAAUUUGAUCAAAUUUGAUCAACGUUUUUCCCACUUUACAUUUUUUUAUUUAUGUCAAUGCAUUUUUAAGUCUCAAUUCUUUUUAUGUUUGUUUAUUCCCCCUUGUCAACAUCAUUUUUCUUAAAAAAACUUCAAAAAUUCCUCUUAUGUAGAA
Molecule: messenger RNA, 1473 nt
Organism: Rhizophagus irregularis DAOM 181602=DAOM 197198
Lineage: Eukaryota; Fungi; Glomeromycota; Glomeromycetes; Glomerales; Glomeraceae
Source: RefSeq, a predicted model, not a curated record